Messenger RNA from Debaryomyces hansenii CBS767, 2397 nucleotides. RefSeq lists its product as uncharacterized. Bases 1 to 2397 code for a protein of 798 amino acids. Gene Ontology annotation, molecular function: protein binding. The record is from RefSeq and is a predicted model, not a curated record. NCBI's taxonomy places the organism in Eukaryota, Fungi, Ascomycota, Pichiomycetes, Serinales, Debaryomycetaceae. The transcript is spliced from 2 exons.
AUGAUUGAGGUUCUAUUGACAGUAGUACCAUCCAUUUGUUGGAUUAUUUAUCGCUGUUAUCAACUACUUCAAACUCCGGUGGAAGGGCUAAUCGAGGAUUUGAAUAUUGAAAUUCCUCAUGCACCCAGUAUUUGCAUUGAUUCAAUAACCCACACCUCCGUGGUUAUUCAUUGGGAUAUCGAGAUAGCAUCCGAUGAAAGCCUUAUAUAUGUGCUUUUGAUCAAUAACCAAGAAGCGGCAACAAUGGGUGUCACAUCAUGCCAACUUAAUAACCUUCUUGAGAACAAAUUGUACCAGAUUCAAGUGGUAGCAAUAAAUGUGGUUACUAACUUCAGGUCUCAAUCUGCUCCGGUGUUUAUUGAGACUCUACCUAAGCCUGCAAACAAGCUUCAAAGUAAUAGGACAUUACCCAUGAUCACCAACAAUGAGAUCAAAGUGUCCAAAAUUAGCCAACUUAGGGACUCUGAUUCGAAAUGUUCUAAAGCUAACUUACCUAUGUAUUUAGAGCCGGAAGAUGUGAAAGCUAACAAAUCAUCUGAAUCAUUGAACGAAUAUCUUUUAGUCUAUCAAAAUGAGUUACGCAAGGCAAAGGAAGAGUAUGAAUUGAACCAUGAUCAUCUUAAUCAGGAAAUAGGCAAAUUGAAUCAAGACUUGAAAAUUUAUAAGAAGGAAUAUGAACAAGAAACUGGGUCUAAGAUGAGGAAAGAUAUCAACGUCAAGGACUUAGAAAAGAGGAGAGAUAAUUUAACUUUCCAGAAAAGUAAGAUUGCUAAAGAGUUGAAAUCGUUCGAGUCGAUGAAUGAUAUUCAUAAGUCAGAAUUAAAUGAUUUGAAGAAUAAGAUCAAGAAAUUGACGGAAAGAAAACAACAGAUUAUGAGAUACGAAAAGACUGACCGACUGAAAAUUGAUAAACAAAUCACUAAAGUUAUGGAUGAAAUAGAAUUAAUGAAAGUAGAGAAUGAUAAAAUUGAAAACGUUUGCAAAACUUUAACUUCGGAAAAGAAAGAGAUGUCUAUUGCGUUGAACAAUCUUAAGCCAAUAGUUGAAUCAUUUAACAGUGAGAUCAUUUUUAAUAAAGAAGGAAAUUUAACUCCGAAAGCUAGUGAGCUAUUGGAUAAGUUAUACAAUGUUCAACCGUCUUGGGCGAACGAUAUUACCAAUGAAAUUUAUAGUUCAGUUAAUUUUGAAAUUAACUGGAAAUCAACGUUCAAGGCGGAAAUUCGGAAGUUUUUAUCAAUUCAACAUAGUUUUGAAAUCGCCAAAGUAAACCAGGAUAAAACAUACCAACCAGUUAAAUUGUCUGAACAUCAGGCUAGUAUAGAAUUUGGCGGUUUUAGCAACGCAUUGCCUAAAAAACAUAAGCGAAGCUUUUCUCCUUUGGCCUCUCUGCAAUCACCAAUGAACGAUGAGAAUAACAACGGUCAAGACAAGGAAUGGUAUAACUUUUACGGCCAGGUUUAUUCGAAUGAUUCAGCCGAACAGCUUCAAGGUAUGCCAAACCAACAGCAAUUUCCCGAACAGUUUGAUUCAAUGCCAUCGCAGGGUAUCACAUAUGAUGAUUCUGUUUACAGUCAAAUAAAUAACGGGUUCCUUAAUUCGCCCGUCCAGGAGGAUACAGUGUUACAAACAGAUUUAUUGAACCAGGACCUUUUAACUCCUAACUCAUUAUUGAUGAAUAAUGAGUCGUAUUUUGGCUAUCAACCUUCGUUACCCAAUCUCAACACUGUGUGGAAUUCAGGAAUAGAUACAAGAAUGAACGCUACCAUGAAUACUAACAUCCCCAAUGCGAACAUUAAUCACUCCAGCGUCAACAACGGUUUAUCCGGUGCCAAUUCCAAUAUGAGCAAUUCUAAUAUCAACGGUUUACCGGGCACCAAUAUGUCCAACCCCAAUUCGAGCUUGAAUUUCGGGUUGAACAGUAUGCCGACAGACUUGAAUAACCACUACAAUAACGAAUUCAAUGGAAAGUAUGGUGAUUUACAAACGCCCUACAACGACUUGAACAGAUUACCGUACAACACCGACAUCAACAUUUUCAACCCGGUGAUGGACCGCAGUGUAUCGAGCCUCAGCAACAAGUACUUUGCUCCCCAAAAUACCGACGUUGAGCUUAAUGACACCCCUACGUCUACAACAAGCAACAAUCCGAUCCCGUCACCGAUAGGCUCCUUGCUUUCUCCGCCACCCAAUGCCACUCACCACCAAAAGGACUUUGGCAAUUUAUGGCUAGACAAACCCUACGCUCUGCACAAUAGAACCGUAUCGGGUUCUAACUCCCAGAUUUGGAGAAAUGACCAACCCUUGGGUCAAAGUCGUAAUUUCAAUUUGCAGUUGUUUUCGUCAACACCUUCGUUAAACAAAAACGAAAGUGACCUAGACUUGGCCCAGAAUACCUAA